CUUGCACGGCCGCUACGUUGUACAAAGCGCCCAGAUCUGCCCCCAUCUCUCAUCUCUGGAAUCUGGAAUCUGCAUUCUCUCCUUUGCUUCAGUUGCGCGGUUCCUUUUCUCUUUAGUGCACGCUGCUCCAUUGUGCGUAUCAGGACACCGUAGAAAUCCCGUGUGCAGGCGAGCCGUGUUGUCGUCUCUCCGGUCUGCCAGAUUGCCAGGAUCAGUGUCGCAUCUGCUGGAUACAUCAGCCAGCGCGGAGGAUCCAGACUCGGACGCACGAUACUUGAUCCGGGAUGUCGCAUAUUGACGAGCGGCCGACUCUGCUGCGGCCGCCGGAGCCCGAUGCGACCAAGGCGCCCAUUGAGAAUGUGCUCGAGGUGACGGAGCUCAAGGUGCUGGGGCCGGACGUCUUCUCAAACACCCGCAAGCAAUGGCAUCCGCCCGGCGCGCGCGGCAUCUACGGCGGGGCCGUCAUCGCGCAGACGCUCGCGGCGGCGCAGAAGACGGUGCCGGAGCAGUUCUUCCCGCACUCGUGCCACUGCUACUUCCUGCUCGCGGGCUCCGACGAGAUCCCCAUCCUCUACCACGUCGAGCGCGUGCGUGACGGCCGCUCCUUCGCCACCCGCACCGUCCAGGCGCGCCAGCAGGGCCGCUGCAUCUUCACCACCACCAUCAGCUUCGUGCGCGAGGCCACCGGCGGCAAGAAGCAGGUGCGCCACGCGGCCCCGCUGCCGGACGGCAUCGUCGCGCCGGCCGAUGACUGGGACGGCGAGCCCGAGUGGGCGCGUUCCGGGCCGUUCCAGAGCCAUCGCAUCGAGGUGCUCCGCGGCCGCGAUCCCGACGCCCAGCCCUACGAGCGCAAGUGUCGGCAGUGGCUCCGCGCGCGCGGCAACAUCUCCGAGGCCGGCGGCCACCAGGCGCACCUGAACGCGCUGGCGUACAUGUCGGACAGCUACUUCAUCGGCACCGUGUCGCGGAUCCACGGCCUCUGGCGCUUCCCCUUCGAGCCGGAGGAGGUGGCGUCGCUGCCCGAGGCCACGCAGCAGCAGGUCGCGCACCUGAGCGAGUUCGAGGGCAUGGGGCCCGACCUGGAGGACUGGAAGGGCCGCCCGCGCCUGGGCAUGGUGGUGAGCCUGGAUCACAGCAUCUACUUCCACGAGCCGCGGGCGGUGCGCGCCGACGAGUGGAUGUUCACCGAGAUGGAGAGCCCGUGGGCCGGCGACGGCCGCGGCGUCGUGACGCAGCGCAUCUUCGGGAGCGACGGCGUGUUGCUGGCGACGUGCUACCAAGAGGGCGUUGUGCGACUGAAGCAGGAUGGAACCGAGAGCGGAGCCAAGUUGUAAUAUGUUUUGCGGCGAGGGAGUGCAAGUGUACGAUGAUGAUGUGCCUGCAGUGGCAAAGCAGACGGGAAGGACAAAUAGCAAAGGACAAGACAAGUCGUGAAUGGAAUGGUAUAGAAGCCAGACAAACAUAGUAAACGUCAGACUAGACUAAAGCAAUUACUACAUCUGGGCAUCGUACGUGUCUCUGGCGUGGCCUGGUGAUUGAUGCAAAC
Molecule: messenger RNA, 1546 nt
Organism: Ilyonectria robusta
Lineage: Eukaryota; Fungi; Ascomycota; Sordariomycetes; Hypocreales; Nectriaceae
Product: thioesterase-like superfamily-domain-containing protein
Exons: 3
Coding region: 285-1334 (349 amino acids)
Biological process (GO): fatty acid catabolic process; acyl-CoA metabolic process
Cellular component (GO): peroxisomal matrix
Molecular function (GO): fatty acyl-CoA hydrolase activity
Source: RefSeq, a predicted model, not a curated record